Messenger RNA from Mytilinidion resinicola, 954 nucleotides. RefSeq lists its product as uncharacterized. Gene Ontology annotation, biological process: protein phosphorylation. Bases 1 to 954 code for a protein of 317 amino acids. Gene Ontology annotation, molecular function: protein kinase activity; ATP binding. The record is from RefSeq and is a predicted model, not a curated record. The transcript has 4 exons. Lineage: Eukaryota; Fungi; Ascomycota; Dothideomycetes; Mytilinidiales; Mytilinidiaceae.
AUGCCCAGAAAACCCUUCCCGCUCCUCGCGGGGCAAGUACCCGCUAGUAGGGAAGAACGAUCCUUUGAACCAGAGACGCACCCACAGAACGAGUCGCUACCAACGAAGCUUGAAGAAUGCCUGAACGACGGCUCCUUUCCCAGCCUCCUCCUCGUCCAUGACACUAGUCGCUGUACUUCCAUCGAAGCGGUCAAGCCGCUUUCAAAUACAACAAAAUCUUCGCCUACUAAUGCCCUAUACUCGCAUUACACUGGCGUUCUCAAAGGCCAGGAAAACCAGACAACAGUUGCGCCAGAGGAUCUCGAAGCACCCAAACAUUAUCGGGGAGGCGCAUUGACACUAUCGUUCCGGAAUCUUGUCGGGGUGAGUGGCCACGGUGCGGUCUAUCGCGCUUCUCUCAGGCUUCCAGAUGUUGUGGACGUGAACGGGCGAUCAAAGACAGGAGAGGUAGCGGUGAUUGCAAAGCUGAAUUACCUUGUAUCCCACAACAGCGAAAACAACGCCCAAAUGCUAAAGAAGGAAGCGACAAUUCUCGGAGGAUCUUUGAAAAUGAGCGAACUGCAGCAGGAGGCAUGCCUUUGCCUAUCUCAUAGCAAAUCAAGAGAUGCCGUCACUAUGCUGCAUCAUAAGGGACAUUGCAAUCCUCAUCUUGUCAUGCAACCCGCUGUGCCCAAGUUCUACGGCUACUAUUGUGGACAAAGCCUAGAGACACAUAUGAAGGCGAACAGCAAGAAGAGAGUGCCUGUGAAUGAGAUCAGAGCCCUCUACGAGCGGCUCCAUGACGCCCACUUCAUGCAUGGCUCUGUAUACCCCCGCAACAUUGCCAUACAACCGGGCCCGCUAUCUUCUCCUCCAACAGACCGAUCUAUGAAUACGCCGAGCUUCAGAAUCAUUGACCUGGGGCGCGCUAGACAUAAGAGUGAUUACAAAGAUCAGUCGAUGUUCCGAGCCUAG